This is a messenger RNA of Melitaea cinxia (Glanville fritillary), 3028 nucleotides long. RefSeq names its product zinc finger protein 197-like. Gene Ontology annotation, molecular function: zinc ion binding. Gene Ontology annotation, cellular component: nucleus. Lineage: Eukaryota; Metazoa; Arthropoda; Insecta; Lepidoptera; Nymphalidae. The record is from RefSeq and is a predicted model, not a curated record. The transcript is spliced from 3 exons. Bases 1 to 2337 code for a protein of 778 amino acids.
AUGGCAAAGAAUUUUGUGAAUAUUAAAGAGUUGAAAACGUAUACAAAAUCUUUUAAUAAGGGAAAGGCGGUAAUUAAAAACAAUGAAAUUGAGAAUAAUUUUCACAAUACUAAAGUUCCUUUAAGUACUCAGAACGCUGUUAAGUAUCUUCUAGAUGGAACGUUAAGGUUACGAGUCUGUAGGUACUGUCUUAGCGUCACCAGCGGUUUAUCUGAACUUGACGAGAUUCUUGUGCUAGCGGUCAAUGACUCGCUCCAUGAAGUUACCAUAAGAGACAUGAUCGCCAGCUUUCAUCCUUAUAAGGUUUCCGAAGAUCGUCAUUUUCCAAACAAAAUAUGUUCAGAUUGUCUCACUCAUACCAUCGGUUGUUAUCUAUUUGCCCAGCAGUGCGAAAGAUCGGAAAGAGCUUUACGUAAUUGUUUCGACGACAUGUACGAUAAGCUUGAAAAGCUUGACCCUCUCGAACCUGUUAGAAAAAGGGGUAAAAGGAAAACGAACCUCAACCAUAACAUACUUUACACAGAACAUGAAGACGUAAUCAAUUAUGCCGAACCAAUAAUUAAUUUAAUCAAUGUCGAUUUGAUACCACCGAGCGACGAUAAAAUAAGCGAACUGGAAUGCCAAAAAUGCGCUCAAGUACUACCGAGUACAGAAUCUUUGCUAAACCACGAAAAAUCCCAUCCGAAAUCGAUGUGGUAUAACUGUCGUUUGUGCGGUAAAUCUUUUGUCAAACAGUUUCAUCUGCGGAAACAUUUGAAAGAAAAUCAUAUUCCCGGAGAGGAAAUUGAUCAAAAUAUAACCAAUGAGCCUUUCAAAUGUAACACAUGUGGUGUUUCUAAUAAAACUUUAGUCGAUCAUCUACAGCAUAUUGAGAAACACAAGUUUAAAGAAACAUUCCAAAAUAUAAUUGAGCGUAGAACAGACGACAUGUGUUCUGUUUGUAUGAAUAAGUGUUCUAGAAUGGUGGAUUUGAGUGAGGUCAUACAUUUACAUGGCGGGUAUCCCGAAUUAACAGGGGAUAAGACUAUCAAAAGUAUUUUACGUACAUCUAUACCAGAAAUUACACUUGAUACCUACACAGGAACAAAAAUUUGUGAUUCGUGUCUAAACAACGCGAUAACGUCUCACAUGUUUAUAGUUAAAGUUAAUUAUAUUAGAAAUAGGCUGCACACGUGUGUUAGUCUAAUGUUAGGUAAUUUAGAUAAUAUCGAUCCAAAAAAUAAUAUUAUGGUAGAAAUAUCUCAACAAACAAUACUUCCUUCGUUUAAAGUCGAGGACGAUUUGUUAGAAAACGAUGACAAAAAAAUGAAAAUAGAGGUCCUCGAAGACGAAUUUAGAAUAAGUUCAGAAUCGGAAAGCGAUUUCGAUGAACUAGAAAAAUCGGAAAACAACGAAAUAUUAGAAAAUCCCGCUAAAAAUGUCACUAAAACGUACGUAAAUAAGAAGUUAGUAAACGGUUACCAAAUUAAAUACGAGGCUGAAAAUGUGUUUGAUGAUAUAUGUAGCGAAUUUUUAACGUUUAAAAAGAAAAAAAAUACGCGUAAAUACACUCUUAGAUGUAAGUACACUUGUCCGUUCUGUAAUAAACAUUUCAUAUCAGAUUAUUUCCUCAAAAAACAUAUAUUGAAACACGUUCACAAAAAAGUGCAGUGUGAUUUGUGUGAUAAAAAAUUUAAAUCGAAGUUUUACCUAUUCGAACAUAAAAAAAUGGUACACGUUCAGAAACACGAAAACUUUAUCAGUUGCAAAGUUUGCGGAAGGUCAUUUUUGAGCAUAAAUAAAAUAAAGUCACACCAAAAAUGUCACAAAAUGAAACGGUGUCAGUUGUGUGACAAAAAUUUCAAGUCACAGAAACAUUACGACGUACACAUGCAAAGACAUGCUGUUAAAUUUAACAUGCACAAAGAUAGAGACGUCCAAACAUGUAGUUUUUGCGAAAAGGCUUGUCCGAACGAAAAUGAACUUUCACUGCAUGUGAAUAAGAUUCAUCUUCAAAUUAAACCUUAUAGUUGUGACAUGUGCGAUAAACAGUUUUACACUGAGUACAAUUUGACAAGUCACAAAAAAUUGCAUAGUUUAUUCUCGAAAGAAUCUUGUGUAUUUUGCAAUAAAGUUUUUAAAUGUAGGAAAGAUUUAGUUGUCCAUGUUAGGAAACAUAUCGGAUCUAAGCCACAUCAGUGUCCCGUGUGUAGAAAAUCAUUUUAUUCAGAUAGUAAAAUGAAAAGACACAUGAUUGUUUUCCAUGGGGGUAAAUAUUGCUGUCGCCUUUGCAAAUCCGUGUUGCCUAGUCAAAUAGAUCUUAAAACUCAUAUAAACGUUGUACACAGUACAAUGUAGCAUUUGAAUAUACUUUUUUUUAUGAAAAAGUUCGUAUAAAAAUAUUUUUUCAUAAUAAUAUUGUGCCUAUUACAGUCUAGCAAAAUGUUAGCGAAAUUAGUAAGAUAGUUUCAAUAAAAUUAUCUUCUAAAAGAUACAUUUUUUUAUGAAUUUUUAUUUUUAACUUUUUUUUUAGUCCUAAGAACACUAAUUAAUUGAACUUUUUUUGGUAUAAUUUUUAAAGUUUGUUUAUAUCCAUGGUAAUGGGUCAUAGUUAGAUUAUUAAUUGAUGCGUCAAAGGAGUACUUAUGCUAAAUGAAAUUUAGGAAUUUUCUGUGUACAGAUAAACAAAAACAGCUCGAAAAAUCUUAAUAAUAUAUUUUUAAAACUAUUUUAAAUUUUCUAAACCUAUAAAUUUUAUUAAAAUGUCUUAGCAUUAUCAACACCUUUUCCUUAGAAACUCCGAUGUUAACCUACGAAAAAUCUAGAUGGCGUAGUAUUCCUUUGAUGUGUCAUUUACAUAUUUAAAAUUUUAAGAUUUGUUUCAACCAAAUUACUUGAAUAAGUAUUUUCUUGAUUGUACACAAAAAAGAAAUGUAAAUAAUAACAAAAUUAUAGUGGUUGCAACAAAUAUUUUAUUUUAAGCACAAUGUUAAACUUGUUAUGUAAUAAUGUACUAUUAUUAAGAUAUAAAUAAAUUAUAUAAUAAUAA